AGAGACACAUCAAACAUGUUGUGGUGGAUUUUCUUGCAGAUGUUGUACGCGGCAAGUCCGUACUCUGAUUCAGUGAUGUUUGCCGAUAUCGACCCGCAGCCCAUAAUCGAUGAAGAGGAGGGUCUGAUCUGGGUCGUGGGGCCUGUGCUGGCCGUCAUCUUCAUCAUCUGCAUCGUCAUCGCCAUCCUGCUGUACAAGAGCCGCUUCCACUGGAGCAGUCAACCAGACAGGAAAAGGGCAGAGUCAGAGGCCAGGAAAGGCAGUCUGCCCAGCGGUAAAGAAAUGCCCUCCCAUCACGCCACCGACCCUGUGGAGUUACGCCGUCUGAACUUCCAGACUCCCGGUUCAGCCACAUCGGUUUACCCCAGUAACCUCCAUUUGUCAAGGAUGGCCAGUCACCCUCCCAUCCCAGUCAUGGAGCUGGCCGAUCACAUCGAACGCCUGAAAGCAAACGACAACUUGAAGUUUUCGCAGGAGUAUGAGUCGGUCGAUCCCGGUCAGCAGUUCACGUGGGAGCACUCCAACCUGGAGGUCAACAAACCAAAGAACAGAUACGCAAACGUCAUCGCCUACGAUCACUCCAGAGUCCUGCUCUCCGCCAUCGAUGGUAUUCCAGGCAGCGAUUACAUCAAUGCAAACUACAUCGACGGCUACCGGAAGCAGAACGCUUACAUCGCCACUCAAGGCGCGCUGCCCGAGACCUUCGGCGAUUUCUGGCGGAUGAUCUGGGAGCAGCGGAGCUCAAACAUCGUCAUGAUGACCAAACUGGAGGAAAGAUCCAGGGUGAAGUGUGACCAGUACUGGCCCAACAGAGCGACGGAGACGUACGGACUCAUUCAGGUCACGCUGCUGGACACGGUGGAGCUGGCCACGUACUGCGUCCGGACGUUUGCACUUUACAAGAGCGGCUCCAGCGAGAAGCGAGAGGUGCGGCAGUUCCAGUUCACGGCGUGGCCGGAUCACGGCGUUCCGGAGCAUCCCACGCCGUUCCUGGCCUUCCUGCGCAGAGUCAAGUCCUGCAACCCACCGGACGCCGGACCCAUGGUGGUGCACUGCAGUGCCGGCGUGGGUCGGACCGGCUGCUUCAUCGUCAUCGACGCCAUGCUGGAGCGAAUCAAACACGAGAAGACGGUGGACAUCUACGGUCACGUGACGCUCAUGCGUGCACAGAGGAACUACAUGGUCCAGACGGAAGACCAGUAUGUCUUCAUUCACGACGCGCUCCAGGAGGCCGUCACCUGCGGCACCACCGAGGUUCCCGCCAGGAACCUGUACGCAUACAUCCAGAAACUCACGCAGAUCGAGUCCGGAGAGAACGUCACCGGGAUGGAGCUGGAGUUUAAGCGGUUAGCGAACACAAAAGCUCAAACCUCACGGUUCAUCAGUGCCAAUCUGCCCUGCAACAAAUUCAAGAACAGACUGGUUAACAUCAUGCCUUACGAGUCCACGCGCGUCUGUCUGCAGCCAAUCAGAGGAGUCGAGGGCUCCGACUACAUCAACGCCAGCUUCAUCGACGGAUACAGGUGAGCAGAAGAGCCCGGAUCUGACUCCAGUCA
Sinocyclocheilus rhinocerous is the source of this 1556-nucleotide messenger RNA. Its product is annotated as receptor-type tyrosine-protein phosphatase delta-like. The record is from RefSeq and is a predicted model, not a curated record. Bases 16 to 1527 code for a protein of 503 amino acids. Gene Ontology annotation, biological process: protein dephosphorylation. NCBI's taxonomy places the organism in Eukaryota, Metazoa, Chordata, Actinopteri, Cypriniformes, Cyprinidae. Gene Ontology annotation, molecular function: protein tyrosine phosphatase activity. The transcript has 12 exons.